Molecule: messenger RNA, 1887 nt
Organism: Cokeromyces recurvatus
Lineage: Eukaryota; Fungi; Mucoromycota; Mucoromycetes; Mucorales; Mucoraceae
Exons: 5
Coding region: 1-1887 (628 amino acids)
Biological process (GO): neurotrophin TRK receptor signaling pathway; negative regulation of protein kinase activity; negative regulation of TOR signaling
Cellular component (GO): cytoplasm
Source: RefSeq, a predicted model, not a curated record
AUGCCCGCCCAUGUUGUUUAUGCGUGCAACUGUCUAAAUGUCAAAAUUCAUCUUGCCAAUAAAUAUUAUUUAGAAGGUCAUGAAAAUUUUCGAAAAGAUAAAUUUACAAGACUAGAGGAACCUUCAAUAUCAGGUUGGAAGUUUGAAUUAAGUAUGAAGGGCAUCUCAGUUGAAUAUACAAGCUUAAUUCGCCUAAGAUAUAUCAUGGAUAAUUCUGAAGGUUGGGUAACAAUUAGCUGUCAUAAUUGUUCAACAGGAGAUGUUUACUCUGUUAGACGAGAUAAUAAACCAAGUAUAAUUUAUCCUAUUGAUAAGUCAAUUCUAAAUCAACCUGGUGAUCAAGUUAUUGUACACAAAGGAACUAUUUUUGGUUUAGAAAUUGAAAGGUUACAGAAAAAGGCAAUUUAUUCAACUGCAUUUCAUAUCGUUUUAAAUCCAGAUUUACCCAUUAACAAUUUAUCUCUGGACAAAGAAGAAAUACUGAAUGCAGAGUUAAAAAUUCAAUAUGAAGAAGUGAAAGAGCUAUUACAACAAUCAUUAAAAGAUCUUGAAGAAAAAACGGAAAAGAGGAUUCAAGCUUAUCGAGAAGAACAGGAGAUAUUAUUAACGAGGGAAAAACAAAAAGCAAUCUAUGAUAGUGCUGUUUUAUGGCAAACGAUGAAAGAAAUAUCAAAGACGGUAAAUGAAGAAAAUGAACAUGUACGUCGCUUAUCUGUACAGAAAGUAAGAAAUAGUGUUAGCGAUCAAAUUCUGUUCAAUCGCAUCGCUAAUGACGCAUAUUUCAAUCCACUUGAGGACACAAAUAAACAGGCUUUAAAUAAUUUAACAGAGAUUCAGCAGCAGCAGCAACAACAACAACAAAGGAAAGUAGUAAGAAGAUCUUCUUCUUCUUCAUUAUCGGCUGGUUUCAAUCAACAAUAUGUGUUCGUGCCAAGUUCUUUUACACAUAAUUAUCGUAGAAAAUCUAGUUAUAUUUUAGAUGAAAAUGCAAUUACCAACAGUCUAAAUAAAACAGUAACUUCACCGUUGCAUUUAGCACCUGUACAUGAGAUGCCUCCAUUUCAUAGAAGAAGGUCUUUGCUUGUUCCUGAACAACAGCCAUCCUUACAUCCACUUGCUCAACUUGCAGAAGAACAAACUAAUUGUAAAAUAUCAGCAUCAAGCACUUCAUCUUCUUGGGUAGAUGAUGAUGAUCAUAUAGAAGAAGAAAAAGGAGAUGAAGAAGAAGAAGAAGACUUGUUCCCUCUAGACGAGGAUAUAAAAAGUAACUCUAAUACAGAAGAAAAAAGUUUUUCAAAAGCUGUAAAUCAUACAAGCAAUAGAGAUAAUAAUAAUAAUAGACGAUCAUCGAAAUAUAUUGACUUUGUUGAAGAAGAAGAAGAAGAAGAAGAAGAAGUAAAAAGGGAAAGAAAUCAUAGUUUACUUAUGAAACAAUCAUUAAAAGAAAAAGAGAAUAAACAAGGGAGCAAUUUCGCUACUUCUGUUCCUAUUUCCAUAAGCUAUUCUCCAGCUACAAAUGAAAACAAACUAAGGAUCCUAGCAUCAUCUUCAUUUAAUAACAAAACACUACAAGAUAAAAAGUCACGAAAGCCUUCAUUUAUAGGUUUUGAUUACGCAGAAGCUGAUAGACGAACAUCGCUUACAUUUUCUUCUUCACAACUUGAUGACAGAAGAAGAAAAUCAGUCUUGCAUAAUCAACAACAACGACAAGGAUUGAAUAGUACCAAAAACAAGUUAGAAUUAGAAUUGGAAGAAAAUGAUGAUCAUAUUGAAGAAGGGCCUAUGAUUCCUCCUCAUAUUUUAGCCGCAAAUACUGCUACAAAUGAAACUGAAGUCCUUUUUGGAUCUGUUCCACAUAGUAGUACUAGAAAUAGACUAUUAGAAUAA